Molecule: messenger RNA, 324 nt
Organism: Mitosporidium daphniae
Lineage: Eukaryota; Fungi; Microsporidia
Exons: 1
Coding region: 1-324 (107 amino acids)
Biological process (GO): regulation of DNA-templated transcription
Molecular function (GO): DNA-binding transcription factor activity
Source: RefSeq, a predicted model, not a curated record
AUGAAAUCAAAAAAGCCACCUGAUCCCUCGAAACUAUACCACCGCCGAAUUAUGAACAGGAUUUCUGCUGAUGCAUCACGGACUAAGAGACAAGAAAUGAUGCAGCAGCUGUGCAGUCGUAAUAUUCAGCUUGAAGUGGAAAACUCAAUUCUUAGACGCAAGCUCCAAGAAUUAACGGCAGCAUCUGCUUGUGAUGUUGCCGAAAAAUCUUUUAUUUCGAACGCUGUUAAAGAUAUCAACGAUUUUAAGCUUGAAGGAAACGGGAUUGAAAUUCUCGUUAGUACCGCUCCCAUGAAGAGGCUGGCCUACCACCACAGUUUUUGA